ACCACGUCCACUUCCGGUAAAUAAAAAGUUCACUACGUUUACAGGUAACAAUGUAAUAAUUAAAGAAUACAUCAAGAUUGAUUAUAUCCCAUAAUACACCAGUGAGGACAUCUGGUGAUCAAAAUGGCGGAGAAGGAUGACGGAGGGAAAGGUGGCGCCUCUAAAUUGGACAGCCUCCCCAGAGAGGACUUGGUGAAGUUUGUUAAGAAGCAGACUGUUAUGUUACAGAAGACUAAACAGAAAUGUGAUGAGUUGACAAAAAAAGUCGCUGAACUCGAAUGUAAGCCAGAAACAUCUGAUGGGGACAGUGAAGCUAAAAUAAAGGAGUUAAACGAUGAACUGGAAGAGCUGAGAUCAGAGAGAGAAGGAAUGUUACAAGCCUAUAAUGCCACACAAGAGGCACAGGAAAAAACUGUUGAACAGAUUAAGGUUUACGAAGAUAAUGCAAGUAAACUUAUUGAAGAGAAGGAAGAGUUGAUGAAGAAUCUACAAGCAAAGGAGAGGAGAAAUAAGGAGCUGGAAGAACAGGUUGAAUGUAUGCAGAUGAAAGAUGCUACCAUGACAACCACAUUGCAGUGUAUGCAAGACGAACAGACAAAGUCUGAUGCAGAAAACAAGAAGUUUGAUGACAUACAAUACGAAAAUAUGAGUUUGAAGGAUGAGAUCAAAGUUCUGACUGAGGCCAGGGAUAAACUAAUGAAAGCUCUUAAGACUAUGAAAGUUAAACAUCAACAACAACAAGAACAGUUACAACAAAAGCCAGAACAACAACAACAACAACAAGAUGACUCAGGCUUAGAAGAGAUGAAACUAAAACUUGAGAGCUCUGCAACUCAGAUACAGGAGUUGACUGACCUUAAGCAAGAACUUGAGGUUAAAUACAACCAGGCAACCAAUGACCUUGAAAUCUCCAUCCAAUCAAAAGAGAGUAUCACCAAACAGCUUGAAGAACUCAACCAAUCAGUAGAGAGUCUGAAAUCUGAAAAAGAGGCUGUUCAAUCAGAUUUGACAGCAAAACUUAAUGACUUUGAAAAUCUGGAAAGUACACUAGAAAAGGUUAAAAAGGAAAAAUCUCAAAUGAGUAAAGAUUUUGAUGUUUUUAGAAAAUCGAGUGCAAGUUUUAAAUCAAAACUGAGUGAUGUGAAUAAACUACUAGAGGAUAUGAGGCUAGAACGGGAUGAAUUGAAAAAUAUGAGAGACCAAUUAUCGGAAGAAAAUACAAAAUUGAAAGACUUUUCACAACAUCGUCAAGAAGACAUAUCCGCUUUGAGAGAAAACAUUUCUCACAAGGACAAUGAAAAUGAAGCUCUUAAACUUGAACUCAAUUCCAUCAAAGAAGAAAAACAACAUUUAAAUUCAGAAAGUGAAGCCCUCAAAGUUGAACUUGAUUCCAUCAAAGCAGAAAAGGAACAUCUGAAUGUGCAACUGCAAAAAUCUCAGUCUGGUGAUGCUGAUAAAAAUGAACA
Owenia fusiformis is the source of this 1466-nucleotide messenger RNA. Lineage: Eukaryota; Metazoa; Annelida; Polychaeta; Sabellida; Oweniidae. The record is from the annotation of a GenBank genome assembly.